Molecule: messenger RNA, 2103 nt
Organism: Notodromas monacha
Lineage: Eukaryota; Metazoa; Arthropoda; Ostracoda; Podocopida; Cyprididae
Source: the annotation of a GenBank genome assembly
AUGGGGAUAGAUUUUGCAAUGUUGCAAGAUGUGGACACGCCUGAGCCGGACGAAAAAUCUAUCAUAACUUAUGUUUCGUGUCUGUAUGACGCCUUUCCGGAGCCUCCUUCUAUUCAUCCUCUUGCGAUUGCCGAUGCUAACCGACGAUUGGAAGAAUACAAAGAGUUCGCCAGGCGACUCUAUGUGUGGAUCCAAGAGAGUCUCACCGCGUUGCAAAAUAAGAAGGUUCCCUCUACCUUGGAAGAGUUGAAGAACGCUUUGGCUGAGACCAGUCGAUUCAGAAACGAGCAAAUUCCCCCGCGGCUGAAGGACAAGCAUACAUGUGGGCAUCUUUGGCGCGAAAUCGAGAAACUAAUCGGCGACAUGAGCCGCGUGGGCAUUGACGAGGACAUUCGCAUAAGCAACAUCGAACGAAUGUGGACGAAGUUGAUCAACGCACUGAAUGAUCGCGAGAAAUGGUUGACGGAUGAAGUUGGACAGUCAGACAAACUGCACCGUCUAGCGGAGAAAAUUCUGCGCGAAUGUCGCCAGGCUGAGUCCAAACUUGACGAGAUUGAAGAAAGACUUGAGGAAGAAAUUCGGCGUGCCGAUCGUCUUCACCCUGAUGACUUGAAGGCAAAUUGCCGUCAAAUUGAAAGUGAACUUGAACACAGUCAUGAAAUGAUUCAGUCAAUGCUGAAAGACUGCCAAAAACUGCGUGAUGGGCGCUAUCCGCAAGCUGGAGACGUGCAAAGAAAGGUUCAGAAAGUAUCUGAACGUUGGGCUAGCAUUCGGGUGACAUUCCACGAGCUUGUCAACAGCCCGAGAAUGACGCAACCGAUACAAGAAGAGCCAGCCCCGUUGUCACUGGAUGAGCUCAUCGCGACCAAUGAGCACUUUCAUUUCUUGAACGAUUGCCUUGUCUGGGUCAAACAGAAGCUGGAGGAGAUGGAGAACGCGGAAUACGGUAGCGACCUCCCAGGAGUCAAGCGAGAACUUGAGAAGCACCGUACUGAGCAUCGGAAAGUCGAUCAGUUCCAGGCAAAGAUAGAACGUUGUACUUCUGCAAAGCAUAACUUCCGAGGAGAGGAAGCCUCUCUGUAUUCCCAGCUGCUCAUACAAGUAACGCGAAACUACUCCGAAUUGCUGGUCACCUCGAAUAAGAGAAUGUCCGACUUGGAAAGCCUUCAAGAUUUCAUUCAGUCAGCUACAACUGAACUCAUAUGGCUCAACGAAAAAGAAGAAGCGGAAAUUAGACGUGAUUGGGGAGCGAGGAACCUUGACUUGGUUGAAAUAGAACAAUAUUACGAGAACCUUAUGGGCGAAUUAGAGAAACGCGAGGUGAAAGUAAACGCAGUGCAAAGUCGUGGGGAGAGUCUUGUACUUGCCGGUCACCCUGCUGCGACAACUUUGCAAGCCUAUCUGACCGCAUUGCGAACACAGUGGAGCUGGGUGUUGCAAUUGACUCUCUGCUUGGAGUUCCACCUGCAUCAUGCGUCUGCCUACCAUCGGUUCUUCCUGGAAGCCAACGAUUGUCAGCAAUGGAUUGCUCAACAAGACGAGGAGCUUACCACAACUUUUAGCAAGAGUGAUUUCACGCUUGAAGAAGGCGAGCAAUUGAUGAAAAAGAUGCAGGAUCUUCGUGAUAAUUUGAGCCAUAAUGGCGAAGUCGUGGAAGCCCUUGUAAACCGUAGCAAAGAAAUCCUCCCGCUGAAAUUGCGAAAGGAACGCCUGUCGAGGCCGAUGAGUGUUACGGCGAUUUGCCAAUGCAAAACCAAUAACUUGAGUAUCCAAAAGCAAGAAGAAUGCGUCGUGCGCGAAAAUUCCAACAUCGCGAAGUGGCGCGUCACGAAUUCUUCGGGCGCUGAAGGUGAAGUUCCAAGCGUUUGCUUCCUAGUUCCUCCUCCGAAUCAAGAAGCCAUCGACGUUGCCCUUCGCUUGCAGCAAGCCUAUGAUCGCUGCAUUGCGACGUGGCAGAAGAAGCAGCACCGCAUGAGACAGAACAUGAUUUUUGCCACAAUCAAGGUCGUACUUGCUUGGACAUUUGAACAGGUACUGUGGUACAGUAUAUAUGAACGAGACGCGAGAAUAUAUUACACGCCUUGUUCCCUUGAUGUUUCCUAG